CCUAGCCCCUCUUUCUCUAUCUACCUUUCACUCAAAUCUCUUCCCUCGCCACUUCUCCCUCCAUUUUCGCUCUCUAGGUUUCGAGCUUCCUCUCUCUCGAAUCCGAAAUAUCUAUUCCCCGAAGUAGAAUCCGAGCUGUGACUGCAUAUGGGGAAGGUAUCACCGAAGGAUUCGGAUUCGAAGAUCUCAACGAGGAAGAAGAAGCUGAAGAGUUCGAAUAACAAGUACUUAAAGCCUGGGGCUCUUGUUCAGCUUUGUUACAGCAAAGCUUCGGCUACGGCUAAGUCUAAUAAUGAUUUGGGGAAGAAACGUGUACCUGUGUUUGAUACUAAGCCUGCUAGGAGCAGUGUGAUUGCUGUGGAAGAUGUUAGUUCUCCCAGGAGCCCUCUUUUAUCGUCCCCUGUUAACGUUGUUAAGAGGAGCAGUCUGGUGAGGCCGAUGAAGUUCGAUGAUUUGCAGGUGGAGAGUAGUAAGAAGAGUCCUUUAAUGUUAUCUCCUGUGGGUGUUGUUAUGCAAAACUCGCUGUUGAGGACGCCGAAGACGCCGCAAGCUGAGCCUUGUGAUUCUGAGUCUCAGUUUGAGGCUCUUCCCAUGGAUUUAUUGGUUAAGAUUGUGUGUCAUCUGCACCAUGACGAGCUGAAGGCAGUGUUCCAUGUUUCUCAGAGAAUAAGGGCAGCUGCUGUGAUUGCAAGACAGUAUCAUUUCAAUUAUACAACGCCAGACCGCUCAAGGCAGGAGAUGCUGAGUGUUCUGACCCCAAUGCCAAUAAAUCGUUGGCCAUUUGUUAGCAAGGGUGAUGAAAACUAUAGGAUCAUGGGAAGCCCACACACCCCAAAGGCACCGAGACAUGCUCCUCGGCCACCUUGCCGAACUAAACUAGCGGAGAUGAAGCAAAUCACCGCCGUUCUUUUCCAAGACCCGACGGCUUUCCCUUCGAGGUGCAGCGUUCCUUCGGUUCUCCAGAGGCCGACUUUGUUCAAACCACUGGCUCCAAAGCACCCUCGUGUGCUCUUCUAUGAAGAUGAGUUAUGUCAAGCUGUUGCUCAAAACAACCUUCAGUGAUUAUGCUUGCUACAGUCAAGACGCUUUCGUUUCGCUUGUCCAUCUCUGUUCAUAUUAAGUUUGCCUUCAUCGUGGUUCAUGAUCAUCUCCAUCAUGAUUAUCAUCAUCAGCAUCAUCUCAAGUUAUAGACUAUAUAGUAUAAGUAGCAUGCAAGUUUUGUAGCAGUGCUAGUUCAGGGUAGUAGGUUUACAUGGUAAUCUCUUAGUAUCAUUUCAAGGUUUUCGAGUUUUCAAGUCAUCCGAGUUUGUCGUAAUAAGCAAGUGUUUUCUGAACUGGUCGUCAGUUGAGUCUUGUGUAUAUUUUUCUGCAUUUAUUUGGAUUGUUUUUAUUUUUCUUCUUUUAUCACCUUUA
Messenger RNA from Brassica oleracea var. oleracea, 1413 nucleotides. Its product is annotated as F-box protein At4g35930. The record is from RefSeq and is a predicted model, not a curated record. Gene Ontology annotation, molecular function: protein binding. Bases 148 to 1062 code for a protein of 304 amino acids. The transcript is spliced from 5 exons. NCBI's taxonomy places the organism in Eukaryota, Viridiplantae, Streptophyta, Magnoliopsida, Brassicales, Brassicaceae.